Messenger RNA from Acanthamoeba castellanii str. Neff, 1548 nucleotides. RefSeq lists its product as uncharacterized. The annotation marks the transcript as partial. NCBI's taxonomy places the organism in Eukaryota, Discosea, Longamoebia, Acanthamoebidae. The transcript is spliced from 10 exons. The record is from RefSeq and is a predicted model, not a curated record. Gene Ontology annotation, molecular function: hydrolase activity.
AACAGGAAGGAGGGGAAGGCAGGGGUGCGGUUUCAGUUGGUGAGCGACCUACACCUCGAGUUCCCGGGCUGCCUCGACAAGCUGCCUCACAUCCCCGUCAACGCCCCCAUCCUCUGCCUCCUUGGGGACAUCGGGUACCCGAACAAGGCGAACUACCGGGCGUACCUGCUGGAGCAGGCUGACCGGUUCGAGCACGUGCUGGUGGUGGCCGGCAACCACGAGUACUACAACCAGGAGAGCGUCCAGCAUGCCGACCGCCUGAUCAGUAACGAUCACUCUCUCGCCGCACAUCCUCUCACCAUUCCCUGCCUGCACCACGACGCGCAACAGGACGAGAUCUGCGCGGAGCGAGACAACCUGCAUUACCUCAACAAGCGCAGCGUCCGCGUGGGCGACGUGCUCUUCCUCGGCUGCACCCUCUGGCCGUACAUUCCGCCAGAGGCGAUCGAGAAGGUGUGGAUGAGGUGCAAUGACUACAAGAUAGUGGUGGAGGGGAAGGCGCUGGAACACGAGACGACGUCGGGCGGCCUCAUGUCGCUGAUGUCACUCGUCUACAAAAAUGUGACCGAAGCGGUGAAGAGCGGCCCGCCACCGGCAAAGAGCGAAGACGACGCUCGAAAGAACGAAGGCGAAAAUGCGGAAGCUGGGGCUGCGGAGAAGGAGUACCAUCAGCUUACGCCCCACGAAACGAACCUGUGGCACGAGCAGCACGUCGACUGGCUCGUGCAGGAGAUCGAACGCGUCAAGGAGGCCAACGAACGCACUGCUGGCGUCGAUGGAGAGAAGGUCAAGUUCCGCUGCAUCCACCCCGAGGCUGCCGGGAUCGAAGAGAUCUGCUACGACGACCUCGAAUGGAUGAUGGAAGACCCCGUGGAGCCACAAGAUCAGCAGCAGCUGGUGGGUGAGGAGGAAGAGGUGGAAGAAGAACUGAAUACCAACAAAGAGGCCGGGGUGCGGUUUCAAUUGGUGAGCGACCUACACCUCGAGUUCCCAGGCUGCCUCGACAAGCUGCCCCACAUCCCCGUCAACGCUCCCAUCCUCUGCCUCCUUGGGGACAUUGGGUACCCGAACAAGGCGAACUACCGGGCGUACCUGCUGAGCAGGCCGACCGCUGGCAACCACGAGUACUACAACCAGGAGAGCGUCCAACAUGCCGACCGCCUGAUUGACGAGAUCUGCGCGGAGCGGGACAACCUGCAUUACCUCAACAAGCGCAGCGUUCGCGUGGGUGACGUACUCUUCCUCGGCUGCACCCUCUGGCCCUACAUUCCACCGGAGUCGAUCAGCAAGGUGUGGACGAUGUGCAACGACUACCGCAGGAUUGUGGCGGAGGGGAAGGCGAUCGAACCCUCGCCGUCCGCCGCUGGGAAUGACGGCGGCAUCGUGUCGCAUAUGAUGUCGCUUGUCUACAAGAAAAAUCGUGCCCGGCCUGAGGCCAAAGAGCGAAGACGAAGCGCAAAAGAGCGAAGGCGAGGCGGCACCGGUGAAGCAUCGGCUCACGCCCCCACGAAACGAACCCUGUGGCACGAGCAGCACGUCGACUGGCUC